This is a messenger RNA of Seriola dumerili (greater amberjack), 2185 nucleotides long. RefSeq names its product thromboxane A2 receptor (gene tbxa2r). Bases 321 to 1442 code for a protein of 373 amino acids. The transcript has 3 exons. Gene Ontology annotation, molecular function: thromboxane A2 receptor activity. Gene Ontology annotation, biological process: positive regulation of vasoconstriction; inflammatory response; positive regulation of cytosolic calcium ion concentration. The record is from RefSeq and is a predicted model, not a curated record. Lineage: Eukaryota; Metazoa; Chordata; Actinopteri; Carangiformes; Carangidae. Gene Ontology annotation, cellular component: plasma membrane.
UAUAGCCAGGGAAAGGGAGUGGAGAUUAUCAAGGGUUCCUGCUAAGAGCCUGCAGACUUUAUUUCCAUCAGAUGGGACUGGAGCCUAUGUGACGUCUUUCCCACCUCUUACUGAGAUUAUUUUUUGUGUCAUCAUUAUUAAUCGUAACAGUGCAGAGCAAUGGUUUGGAAAGAAUAGUGCAAACCUUCCAACUUAGAGUCAUCUUGGUCCAUGGAAGCACUUCUGUGGUGGUUGAAGAGAGAAAUUAAACUCCUCUGACUGGUAUUGUCUUUCCAUCCCUGAGUCAUCUGAAAUCACUGACCCUGCACCCACUGACCACCAUGAAUGCCUCAGGCCUGCCACUCGCCAACAACACCCCACUCUGCUACUCCAUCAACAGCCCUCCAUUCAAGUACAACCCCCCCAUUGCUUCAGCCUACUACUCAACCAUCUUCACCAUUCUCGGUCUCCCCUCCAAUCUCAUUGCCUUCAUAGUACUCGUCAAGGCCUUCCGGCGGACGAACAGUUGUUCACGCUCCUUCUUCCUGAUCUUCCUGGGCGGCCUGGUGGUCACUGACUUCAUGGGUCUUCUGGUCACGGGCUCCAUCACAAUCUCUUUCCAUGUUACGAAAUUUAAUUGGCGCAAUUUAGACCCUUACUGCCACUUCUGCAACUUUAUGGGCAUGUCCAUGGUCUUCUAUGGACUGUGCCCACUGCUGCUUGGUGCUGCCAUGGCCGUGGAGCGCUUCAUUGGCAUCAACCGUCCAUUUGCACGCUCUGCCAAGAUGCCCAAAGGCCGGACGAUCUCCAUGGUGCUGAUGGUGUGGUUUAUCGCUGGCUGCAUUGCAUUGCUGCCCCUAACAGGCAUUGGAAGCUACCACAUCCAGAAGCCCGGCUCCUGGUGUUUUUUCCUCAUUAGCUCCAAGGGAAAUGACCUGAUCUUCUCCCUGAUCUUCUCACUGGUCGGGUUGAUGAGCAUCGCUGUGUCCUUUUUGCUGAACACGGUGAGCGUGGUGACCCUGAUCAAGGUGUGCUGUGGACAGGACAGGAGCCAGCGGAGCCGAGACCAUGAAGUGGAGAUGAUGGUUCAGCUCAUCCUGAUCAUGCUCAUCGCUUCUAUCUGCUGGUGCCCCCUCCUGAUCUUUAUUGCACAAACUGUGCUGUCUGGAGCCGAACUCCAGAUCAAAUACCUACUGCUAUGGCUACGCUUCGCCACCUGGAACCAAAUCCUUGACCCGUGGAUAUACAUCCUGUUUCGCAGGGCCGUUCUUAAGAGAAUCUACCCCCGCUUCGACUGGUCCCGGAGCUCCAUUAUGACCUUGUACCCACCUUUAAGCAACACCCUGCGCAGGUUCACACGUUCUUCACUGGGGAGCACCCUGGGAUCAGAUGAGACAGGAGAGACGGGGAAAACAAAUGUAAUACCCCCAUCUAGCUUGAAGCAUCCACCUCCUUCUCCAUGAUUGGUUGGAUUUGAGCUGUUUUUGCAGCAGAAUGAGGGACAUCAUUAGGGUCACAGUAUGUGUUUGACUGUUUCCAAUGUCUGAUCAGUUUUUGUCGACGAUGAGGAGCACAACAUGCAAGGUUGCUCCUAUAAUCUGAAAGGAUUUUGUUACAGCAUACCAUUGAAAUGUUUUUCAGUAUUAGCAGCAACACUUUAAUUCAGAGCAAAGUAUAAAGACAGAGCAGGGAUCAAACCUGCAAUCCAUCAAUAAAAACAAUCCCGCUUAUCACUAUAUGAAGUCAGCUAAGGCACCUUUUAAGCUGUCUACAUGCACUGCCCUUGUACAGUUCCAUCAAGUGUUUUUAUGAUGUUUGAGUUUUAAACACUGUAUUACAGUACAGCUGCCUUUUAGGCACAUGUACACUUUUGUUUGGGUGUUCGAGUGUCACAAUAGACCCAGGAAGAAUUAUUUACCAUAACUGUGUUUUCAGGCUCAUGCCCAGUACUGUUCAUGUAUCGUUCCCUUUCUGAAAGUAUUUAAAUGAACAGUUUUGACAGUGGAGCUACUGCAAAGCCAUGUGUAAUAGCACAGAACAUGCAUCCACAUGGGGCGGCACGGUAGUGCAGUGGUUAGCGCUGUCGCCUCAAAGCAAGAAGGUUCCAGGUUCGAGUCCUGGCUCGGACGCGGGAUCUUUCUGUGUGGAGUUUGCAUGUUCUCCCCGUGCCUGUGUGGGUUCUCUCCGGGUACUCCGGCUUCCUCCC